Molecule: messenger RNA, 1674 nt
Organism: Pseudogymnoascus verrucosus
Lineage: Eukaryota; Fungi; Ascomycota; Leotiomycetes; Thelebolales; Thelebolaceae
Exons: 1
Coding region: 201-1652 (483 amino acids)
Biological process (GO): regulation of DNA-templated transcription
Molecular function (GO): DNA-binding transcription factor activity, RNA polymerase II-specific; zinc ion binding
Source: RefSeq, a predicted model, not a curated record
AGCAGCUGCAUUAUAAAAACCCUCCACGGAAGGUUUUAAAAGGAGCGAUACCCAGCUCCUUGGCCCUUUUGCUUCGGCAUCGCAACCUGUACUACAGUACAGCACUGCACACUAUCCUGGACUCUUGUACAUUGGUCUAGAUCAAGCUUAUCCUCACCGUAUAGGUCCAGACGCGCUUAUUGGCAUCCGCAAAAAUCGUUAUGGGCGCUGUAGAAGUCCAUCAGUCGCAAAGACGAGUCUCGUGUGAAAUUUGCAGGAAACACAAGACACGAUGUCGACGCCUACAUGUCAACGACCUCCGUUGCGCGCGAUGCGUGCUGCUAGGUGUUGAAUGUACUGCUGGACUUCAAAACAAAGUUGGAAGGCCGCGGCGAGCGCGUGCUUCUGAGGACAAAAGUUCCAAAUAUUCGCCAAACAUAUCAGUCUCUACCGUCAAUACUGCCUACACUACGCCUGGUGCUGGAGAGCACAACCAGGCGAGGUCUCCCGGUAGGUCGCACGAGGGUUCUCCAAUCUUAGAUGGAGGCAACCAGCUGGACUGGAGCAAUUUUAUGUCUCCAGCAGUCACCGGAGAAACAGUCCUCGUUACGCCUGCGAAUAACUCCUUGGAUAUGGCACCUGCAUGGCCAACCAUGGGAAUGAACUUGCUUAGUCAAGCCUCGCUUCCUUGGGAUACAGCGAACGACCUUGAUCACAUGUUACUCCAGCCGGACACCGACCCAAACCCCAGCUUCAAAAUCUUACCUUCUUACGCACUCGAUACAGCCGUUACAACCUCUCCGUCUGGUCGUACCUACCCCGCUGUCGAAAUCCGGGCGCCUUCGAGGCCGGGCCGCUUCGCAGGAGAUGUUCCUGUGGCCUCAGAUACCCUAGUCAAGCUUUCCAAGCUCAACCUCGAUCUACACAUCCGUAUGGCAGCCGUUGAGAUAAACAAAUCGAUACUGGAUCUUGACAGCUUCAUCUACCAAAACGGUGUAUUGCACAUUGACGACACUACGCUGGCCGAGUUCAUGCUGAAGGCGUCACAAGAGUUUCUACAAAUCUUGACACAGCUUCUUAGCAGUCACUCGACUCCUAGUCAUCUGCGUGUGUUGCGAACGACGGACGCAACGUUUCCGAAGCUAUUACCACAGUCAAUAUCGUCCUAUCUUGAUAACCACUACUUGUCGCCCUCGCCCUCGCUUUCCUCGUUGCCCAGCUCUUCGGAUGUCUCGGAGCCACUGCUGUUAGCACCCACAGCGCUAACCAUCACGAGUAUCUUCAUACAACUUAUAUCUCUUUAUGAGUUGAUCCUUAAGCAUCUGACUAACCGCAUCGAGCGAAUUGCCAUGGACCCCAUCCGCCCCAUCCCAAGGCUCUCUUCCGGAGGCUUACCCGUGGCAGAACCAUGUAUACAAGGCGUAGUAUUUUCUGAAGUCGUGGUACAUCUUCUGGAGAGGAUCGAGCGGCUUUUGGGUAUUGGUACUAUGCUUGCUAGUGGCGACGUGGGGUUGCUAUCAGCGAGGCAGAGAGAUGUGCUUUGGAGUGAAUUAAGCGGGAGCCUGAGCGUGCUUCCUAGUAGUCAUGGCGUUAUGAGGCCGGCCAAUGUAAGAAACACGUUCAAGAAGGUGGCGGUUAUCUUAAAGCAGAUCUCUCUAGAUGAACAGAACUAGUGAAUAAAUCAAAAUAUCGAAG